CUUCACAACCAAUCUCCUAUUCUCAACUUUUAACAAGAUUUUCAAUUUAACUCGAUAAUCUCAAGGUCGCCGGUCCUUUCAAAACGUUGCUUCUUCAGCAUUCAUUCAAUCAUCAUCAACCUCUCUGAUCUAAGUACCAUCAACUUUCAACCUUCAAAAUCUCACAAUCACACAAAAUGGCAAACAAUCACCAUCGAUCAAUUUCACCCCUAUCUGCUUCAGUAGUCUCGACUGCUUCUAGUGCUCUACGUUAUCCUCGUUCAGCUCUUGGAUACCGAUUCUCUACCCUCUGUACUACUGUCGAUAAUCCUGACGCUGAUCAUAAAGAUCGUCACGGAUCAUCUAGUGUACCAAUCUAUCAAACUGCUACUUUUAAAGGUAUGGGAGGAGCUUACGAUUACAGUCGAAGUGGGAAUCCCAGUCGUACUUUUCUUGAACACCAUAUUGCCAAAAUCUCAGGAGCUAAACAUGCUUUUGCAGUCACAUCUGGAAUGGGAGCUCUAGAUAUAAUCUUUAGAACAUUAAAACCAGGAGAUGAAAUCAUAGCAGGAAAUGACUUGUAUGGAGGCUCUAAUCGAUUAUUAACCUAUUUAAAAGAACAUGGAGGAAUUAUUACACAUCAUCUUGAUACCACUAAAAUCGAAACGAUUCAACCAUUCUUGAAAUCAGAUAGUAAAGUGAAAAUCGUCUUACUCGAAAGUCCAACCAAUCCUUUAUUACAGAUUGUAGAUAUAGAAGAAAUUUCAAAACAAGUUAAAGCAGUGAUGCCCAAUACAUUAAUAGUAGUAGAUAAUACGAUGAUGUCACCUUAUUUAAUGAGACCAUUGGAAUUCGGUGCAGAUCUUGUUUAUGAUUCAGGUACUAAAUAUUUAAGUGGUCAUCAUGAUUUAAUGGCAGGUUUAGUGAUUUGUAAUUCAGAUGAACUUGCACGACAAAUCGGAUUUGUGAUCAAUAGUAUUGGAAACGGUUUAGCACCUUUUGAUUGUUUUUUAUUAUUAAGAGGUGUUAAGACUUUGGCCAUCCGAUUAGAUCGUCAACAAGCUAGUGCGAUCAGAGUAGCUCAUUAUUUAAAUCAGUUAGGUUUCAAGGUUAAUUAUCCUGGACUUCCAAAUCAUCGUGGAAAAGAUAUUCAUGAUCGAUUGGCUAAGGGUCCGGGUGCUGUUCUUAGUUUUGAAACUGGUGAUAAAGAGUUGAGUGAAAAGAUUGUUAGUUCGGCUAGGUUAUGGGGUAUUAGUGUUAGUUUUGGAUGUGUGAAUAGUUUGAUCAGUAUGCCAUGUCUCAUGUCUCACGCUUCUAUCGACCCAGCCGUUCGAGCAGCACGUAAUUUACCCGAGGACUUGAUUCGACUCUGUGUUGGAAUAGAAGAUUGUGAUGAUCUUCUAGAAGAUCUUGAAUCGGCCUUAAUAGAAGCUGGAGCGAUCCGAACGAUUGAUGAAUCAGCAGUCGGUACUGGUUUGGAAAGAGUGAUGAACCGAAGUGAUUCGAUUGAAUCCCAAACCGGAUCCCAAAUCGUGAAUGCUGAUGAAGAAGGACCAGCACAAGCCGCAGUAUCUUCUCUUCUCCGUUUGGCUCCUUCUACCAUCCUUGUUUCUGCUCCUGGUAAAAUCAUCCUUUUUGGUGAACAUGCAGUAGUAUACGAGAAAAAAGCAUUAGCAGCAGCUAUAGAUUUGAAGUGUUAUUGUUUAGUUGAACCAUUAGAAGAAGAAGAAGAUCAAGUUAAACUCGUCUUACCUGAUUCAAAUUUAACGAUUUCUUGGAACUUGAAUCAAUUACCAUGGCAAUCAGUUCCAAAGCUUAAUGGAACGGGUGAAUUGAAAGUGGACAAACAACUUUCUGAAGCUAUACUUCAACUUGUGAAAGAAAAAGUAGAGAAACCUAAUUUAGUUGAAGCGGCUCAUGCUUUUCUUUAUCUGUUUGUACAUCUAGCCGUUUCUGAGAAACGACGUGCACAAGUGUAUACCGUUCGUUCAGCUUUACCCAUUGGUGCAGGAUUAGGUUCAUCAGCAGCAUACUCAGUUUCAUUAUCAACUGCAUUACUCUACACUCAUGCCCAUCUCCAAGUACCAACCUCUGCCUGUAUUGACACGGCUUCAGCAGCUAUGAUCAAUCAAUGGGCAUUCCUAGGAGAGAAAAUCUUACAUGGAAACCCAUCAGGAGUCGAUAAUACAGUUUCGACGUAUGGAGGAGCGAUCGGAUAUAGAAAAGGACCCGAAGGAUGUCAAGAAAGAUUAAAUGGAUUUAAAGCAUUAGGUUUUUUAGUCACUGAUACUCAAAUCAGUCGAGAUACAAAAGCAUUAGUGAAAUCAGUGGGAGAUCGUAAAGUACAAGAACCUGAUUAUAUUACAUCAAUUUUACAAGAAAUCGAUCAAAUCACUCAUCUAGCUGAAGAAAUCCUUUUAGAUGAAAAAGAGAUUGAAAAAUCUGAAGAUGGCUUAGGUGGAUUGAUGGUGAAGUGUCAUGAGUUAUUAGUUUCACUUGGGGUUGGUCAUCAGGCUUUAGAUCAGGUUUCUUUGGUUGGUAAACGGUUUGGUUUGAAGAGCAAAUUAACGGGUGCAGGUGGUGGUGGUUGUGCUAUUACUCUUUUACCCUCUGCGUUUUCUAAGACAGAUGAAGUGAUGAAUGAAUUAAAUCAAAACGGAUUUAAAGCUUAUCGUACUAAAGUAGGAGGUAGAGGUGUUGGAAUUAAAGUUGAUCGAAUUUUGACUCGUCAAGAAGAUUUCAUGAAGAAGAGCGAUGAAAGAUUAAAGAUUGAUGUACUUGAAGGCAAAGGAGAGGAUUGGUUCUUUGUGAAUUGAUUUAAUUUGUUUGGGGACAAAAUAGAUCUAAGAUUAGAUUUUGAACUUCAAACAUGAAGGGUUUUUAGAAAAAAGAAGGAUCAUGAUUUGUUUUUUUUGUAUUGUUUAGAGAAGGAAUUGAUAGGUUUAUGACUUGAUGUUUUAUGAACUUAUCAUUUUGAUGAUGAUCAUGAUCAUGAUGCAAUUAGAGUUUUUUGGUUUGAGG
Melampsora larici-populina 98AG31 is the source of this 3000-nucleotide messenger RNA. RefSeq lists its product as uncharacterized. The transcript is spliced from 5 exons. Bases 177 to 2795 code for a protein of 872 amino acids. Gene Ontology annotation, cellular component: cytoplasm. Gene Ontology annotation, biological process: isoprenoid biosynthetic process; 'de novo' L-methionine biosynthetic process; transsulfuration. Lineage: Eukaryota; Fungi; Basidiomycota; Pucciniomycetes; Pucciniales; Melampsoraceae. The record is from RefSeq and is a predicted model, not a curated record. Gene Ontology annotation, molecular function: mevalonate kinase activity; pyridoxal phosphate binding; ATP binding.